Molecule: messenger RNA, 8410 nt
Organism: Phlebotomus papatasi
Lineage: Eukaryota; Metazoa; Arthropoda; Insecta; Diptera; Psychodidae
Product: homeobox protein abdominal-A-like
Exons: 7
Coding region: 3329-4372 (347 amino acids)
Biological process (GO): negative regulation of transcription by RNA polymerase II; anterior/posterior pattern specification
Cellular component (GO): nucleus
Molecular function (GO): DNA-binding transcription factor activity, RNA polymerase II-specific; RNA polymerase II cis-regulatory region sequence-specific DNA binding
Source: RefSeq, a predicted model, not a curated record
UUGUGCAGUGUAUGAUGUGAUUGUGAAGUUUUUCCACGUGUCCCGCGGAAAAAGACUCAGUGAUAAUUGCAAUUAACAUGCUAGACAUGAAUAGGAGAGAUAAUUUAUUCAUUUUUCACGCCUGGAUAUUGCACGACCUCCGGGGAUGGCGAAGGCGAAAUGUUGGAAUAGUUGAGGAGCUUAGGGGGCUAAAUUGUGUUUCAGGUGUGUAAUCCCGAAUAAUUAUGAAUAUCGGUAAGUGUAAUGUCUUUUUGAAAAGCUUACUACAUGUACACUGCAAGUGUAUAAGCAUUAAAUGCAAAACCAUUCGAUAAGGAUCACCCUUUCUUGUGUCCUUGUGAAGAAGUCUCUCGAGCCGGGAAUUGUUGUUGCGAAGUGUGAAUAAUGUGACAAUACAAACCCACUAUAUUAUAAGCAAUUUAACGCCCAAUGAAUUGAUAUAGCUAUAAUAAUAAUCGUAAGAUGAAAAAAGGAGCAUGAUGUCUUAAAAAGAAAUAGAGGAAAAAAGUUGUCGGAUCUGCAGGAAAAGUCAUCUUGCCAAGCACUUCUCUCACUCGUUCUCUGUUGCGCCCAAAUGAUGAGAAAUCAUCCAGGAGAGACACGACGAGCCCAAAAUGGGCGUGGAUUAUGUGAAUAUCUCAAGUAAAUGCAUUUUAUGUUGCCAUAAAACCUAAUGUGUAUGACUGAAAUGGCGAUAAUGUCAUAAUGAAGAAGGUGAGAGCUUUAAGAGUGUGCAUUAAGUUUUAGCCAAGCUUUGCUGUUGGCCAGAGUGAGAUGUUAGUUUUUGCAGUGUUGGAACAGGACAAAUAAUUUUGGUUGUCGGUGUGUGCAGUUUGUUAGAGUGAGAGCAUAGAAUAAGUGAUUUUUCCUGUGUAUAGAUGUUGAGUGAGAUAGCAAUAUAAUUGGUGUAAAAAUUUGAUGCGGAAAAGUUCAGAUGAUCGAAUGAGUAAGUGAAAUGGCCGAAUGAAUUGUUUGAUGUGUGCGAAGAGAAAGAAAUCUGGCUACUUGUUUACAAUUAUAGCUAUUUGUAUGGCAACACUAUCAACUAGAAAGAGAUAAAAUCAAGUGUUAUGCCCUUUUGCGCCAUGAAUAUCACAUUGCAUCGUGCAGUAUAUCUGUGAGGAGUAUAGAUAAAUUGCCUGGAAAAUGUGUUGGAGGGAGAUAUGAGAUGUUCAGGUAUUUAAAGAUUUUUUUUGCUAAUCUUGAAAAAGAAAGUGGAUGCCCUGAACGGUGAGUCCUUCUGGCCAAUUGAGGAUAAUUUUGUAGCUGGAGUUCCUCAUUGUUAGGCACAUUAACCCAAUACAAUGCAGCCUUCAACUUUCAUUAUUAGAUGUGAGAUUUAUUGGGUCAUUCUGCUCAUCAGACACGCGGACAAUUGGCGUGAAUUGACAAUGCUAAAUGCAAAUGGUGCAUCAAUCACACGGGUAAAUUGCAGCAAGUGCAACGCGAUCCAUUAUGUCAAUUGCGAAAGUUAAAGUGAGAAAGGGAAACUAAAAGCUUUUGUGUUUCUCAGUCUCUCUCCGUUGCAAAAGUUUAAAUAGCGCUUUCGCACCCUCUUCAGGAUUACAGUAAAAUUUCUCCCAAUUAUGCGUUUCGAUAGCACGCGUUCUACAAGGGGGGCCAGGUUAUCGCCUAUAUCGAUGCCGGAAAAACAGGCCCCUUUUGAGUAAAAAUGCAUGGCGUGAAAUGUAUGCUAGAGCGAGAUAGUUGGAAUUCGAUUCUCAACCAUGAAAAUCAAACAGUACUCGUUUGGAAGAGUUUGCCAUAACGUCAGACAAGAGCAGAUAUCAUAUCUUGGGUUCGGGUGAAGGAAGGAAAAAAAAGUUCAGUUGCUCGGCGUGCGCUGAAGUGAGAACGACAGAGGCCAGAAACGCGCGGUGCUUUAAGCGAAAUCGUGCAGCUUUUGUAUUGUGUCAUAAACGAACUACUUCUCAUAACGUAAACAGCUUCGGACUAAUACGAUCGAAACAGAGUUGUUUCAACCAUCCAAAUCGCCUCGUUUGCAAAGCCACUGUUGCAUCGUUCAUUUUUAUAUUUAUUGACCCGGUAUUAUAUAUAUUUUCUUAUUUUGGGAAAAAGUCUCAAGAGACAUUCCAAAGCACAUUUUCCGCUAUGCAGACAUUUUGACGACAUUAAUAAAAUUUAUGUGAGUGUAUUUAGACAAUUUCCGUGUUAGAAUUUGCGAAAGAAUUUGUGAUUUUUUUCUGUGUUGGAAAAGAAAGUGCUGAGUGAGGUGUGAUCACUGCAAAAAGGAAUCACCACGUGCUUCGAAGGCAAUAAAAAAUGUUGAGGGUUGUUAAAGUCAUAUUGCUUUAUUAUGGAUAAAUUUAAUGGCCAGUUGAGUACAAUUGCGACACUGGGAGUGUUUGAAAAAAAAAUCUGUGAGAUCGACUGGCUAAUGAAUCUGUGGACAAUGUUUGAUACUGAACACUGAAGUCUCCGAUCCCCCCUAAAAAAUAGCCUCUGGAAUUUGCAGUCUGACUGUAUAAAUGAAAUAUGCACUUGAGACAACACCCGAAGAAAUCACAGUAAAGUUUUAUGACGUAUUCCAGUCAUAAAAUUAAUUUCUUUUAUUGUCAUCAACUCUGACACAUGAUACGCUAAGUCAUUUGAGAAUUGUGCUGCAGAAGCAAGACUUACAAAAUCACUCAAAAAAGCUCAAAAGCAACAAAUCUUCGGGGGUGCAUGAGAAUAGAGGAGACCCCCAGAGAGAUACGGAAGAAGAAAGUGUUGAAGAAGUCUAUUGAAGGAGAGAUACCAUUGAGAAAUCAUCAGCAUAUUGCUUGAUGACCCAAUAAAAUUUUUUACUGGUGUUUACAUUGUGGAUACAAGUCGUAAAGUGGCAAGAGUUUCUAGAUAUACUCACACCAAUAUUUACAAGCACGGUUGAGAAAAUUGUUUGCCACACAAAUCGGACUUAAGUAUAGUGAAUCUGUUAGCCAAGAAUCACAAGAAAAUUAACUGGUGAGCUUUCAGCGCCUCGUGGAAUAUUGUGGACUUUGCGUUGAAUCCUCGAAGAACUUUCCCCGAGAUUUCAUAUAAACAAGUGACUGUUGUGAAAAAGAUUUGAACGAAGGAGUGAGUAAAAUUCAAAUUUGUUUAUCCAUUAACACACUAACUCAUUAACACCAAGAACUCAAGCCAAUUUCGAAUGGCAAUUUAUUUAGGAAAUUUCUUGAUCUACUAGUAACCAUCCUGCGCCCACUAGAAAAAAAAGCGGAGAGGUUCAGAGACAGUAGUUCCCCUUUUAAUUUUACGUGUUAAAGUUAAUGAGAAGAGGCAGGUUGCGAAGAGGAGUACUAAUUCAACUAAUAAAAUAGUAUGUGAGAUGUCAAAAUUCCUAUUUGAUAGUAUGCUACCAAAGUACUCACAGUUCCAGUCACUUAUAAGUUCCCAAAUUUCAUCGCAAACACCAACUGUCUCACAGACGCCCAACUCCGAAGGUAGCCCACUAACAAGCUCCGAAGGAAGCCCCAGCUCCCCGCCAACAAGUAAAAUGUACCCCUAUGUCUCCAAUCAUCCAUCGUCCCACACAAGUCUAUCUGGUAUGCCAGGAUUCUCGGGUCUAGAUGACAAAUCGUGCAGAUACACUGAAAGCAUGAUGAAUACGUAUCAGUCCAUGGGAGUACCGCCUAGUGCAUCAAGUUUCGCACAAUUCUACCAAGCCGCCUCUGCCGUUUCUGCCGCUUCCGCCGGCGCCAUUGGGGUUGGGGUGGAUUCACUUGGGAAUGCCUGCACACAGCCCUCCUCCGGUGUUGUCUCCACCGGCGGUACGGGGCAGACCAUAACUGACAUUCCACGAUAUCCCUGGAUGACACUCACAGCAGAGUGGAUGAACGGACCCUUCGACCGUGUUGUUUGUGCUGAUUUCAAUGGCCCAAAUGGUUGUCCACGACGAAGAGGACGUCAGACCUAUACGAGAUUCCAGACCCUGGAGCUCGAAAAGGAGUUCCACUUCAAUCACUACUUGACGAGAAGGCGACGAAUAGAGAUAGCUCAUGCCCUAUGCCUCACCGAGCGACAGAUCAAGAUUUGGUUCCAGAAUCGCCGGAUGAAGCUGAAGAAGGAGCUGAGAGCCGUAAAAGAAAUUAAUGAGCAGGCUCGACGAGAUCGUGAGGAGCAGGACAAGAUGAAGCUCAAGGAGUCCCUCUCAUCCGCCCAACAUAAUAACAAACCACCCCAAGAGCACCCCAUCGUGUCACAAAAUUCAGGUAGUGGCGGAGGACAUCAUUUACACCAUCACCCGUCAGUUCAGAAUGAUCUCAAGUUGGGCCUUGGUAUGGGCGUUGGGGUGGGUGGUAACCUGGGCAUGAUGGGUGGCCUCGACAAGAAUCAAGACCUCCUCAAGGCAGUCAGUAAAGUCAAUACAUAAAUUGCCAUGCCAGUGGAAGGUAUUUAGGGAUCUUCCACAUAAUUUCGUGUUAUUUAUUUAUCCUCCCCCCCCUUCGAAUUAAAAAUAUCACUGUGUCUCAAAAAACAAUCACACUAAAUUGCCAUCAUGUUUUCAGUUUUCAAGUGGAACUGUUGAUCAAGUUUCAGGUAAGAUUCACCAUCAUUUCUCACGAGAAACAUCCAAAAUGGUAUUCUGAUUGAAACACUAUAGAUUAGUUUAGAAGAAAGCAAGGAUUACAUUGAUAAAAAACAACAACAACAACAAACUAUACGUAAGUAGUGUUUACACUAAAGGAAGUUUUAAAACUGUGGAUGCAUACUGCAAUAAUUGAGCAUUAGACCUCCAUGAGUAAGAAGUGCAACAGUGAGACAUUGUAUCCAGAAGAAGAUCUCUCGUUGAUUUUAAAUGAAAUGCAAUCUUUAAAAACAAUUCAUUGGAGGAUUUAUGAAAGGAGAAAAUUACAGAACAAAACUACACAAUAUACGUACUAGGAAUUAAGUAAAGUAAACCCGCAAGAAAUGUGCAUUGCAAAAAAACGUACUGAUAUAUUCUGGAAGAAAAUUUGAAGUGGAAUAAAUACCCAAGAAGAAUGUUGGGCAAAUUUUAGAAAUUAAUGUAGCUGAUAGCAGAAACAACAGAAUAGUUCAAAGUGAUGAACACAGUAGAAGAAAAAAUUUCUCGAAGAAUGCCAUUUUCUAAAAAAAAAUCUCUUGUGCAAUUUUCCGUGUUGAUUUUCUGUUAUUUUGAAUCUUUUGUGUUGAGCAAAUAAAAUUCGACUGUGAGACAUGAUUAUAUUCAUUUGAUUUUGGGUUAAACAGCUUAGUAAAAUCACGACAAUAUUGUGAUCCUAAAAUUUAUUUAAUUUGAUCUUAUUUACUGUUUCCAAUUUCGUUGAUAUUCUGCAUUUUUUCACUCACAGGAACAUUUUAAAGUGUUCUUUUUUUUUAAGUUGUUGCCAAGAAAAAAACCACAAGUAAAAGGAAAAGGUGAAUUUGUGAUGCUACUUUUGCACUCAAGAGGUAAUUAUUUUCAAUUGCGGAAGGUGAAACUGUGGGACGAGUCUUUCUAUAAUUGAAAACUCUCUGACGAUUCCCUUCCGUAGAAUCUUUCGUCUGAUUUGAUGAAAGAGUAACAGUCGUAUUCAACAUUCAAGAUCUUAUUUUACGUAAUAAUUUGUGCUUUAUUCUCUUUUGGUUAUUUUGUAUUGAAUAGUGCUUAGCCACUUAUUAUUAGUUUUGUGAUAAUUCCCAAAACUUGUCAGAGGAAAAGUAUUUUUUAAAUUUUUUUUCUGAAAACAUCUAUUUUUUUAAACUUUAGUAUAAAAUUGCAUUCAUAUUUUAUGUUUAAAUUAUAGACAUUUUCUCAGUAAAAACAUUUUAUGAAAUAGAAUAAGAUCGGAAAAGUUGAAUAAGAUUGCCAAGAGCCAUGCCUGAAGAGACAGUCAGUUUAGUUUUCUUGAGAUAGAAUUUCUCUAAUUAUUAUUUAUCUUAGGCGUUUAACAUGUGUGUCUGCGUUGUGUAAAGGGAAAGAGCCUUUGAGGAAAAUUCUGUGUGUAUGUGUGGAUGUAAUUUAAAGAGAAAAGAUACUCUUUUUGCAUGGAAAAUGUAAGAGUAACCCCUUCUAGACCGUCAAAUUUUCCCCCAUGAAUGUCUGGAAAAGCGUAUGAAUGGCAACUUUAUCUAACUGUCUGUGGUAUAAUUAAGUGUAAAACAAGUGCGAAUGAUUUUUAAUUGAAAACAAACACUACAAUUAUUAACUGUUUAAUUGCAUAAAGGUAAUGUGUGUAGUUAAUUGUGCCAAAUGUAAUUUAUAAAAAAAAAUCUUCUGAUAACAAAAUAUAAUAUUAACACAUCCAAAACAUCAGGCUAAUCCUAUUAAAAAUUGUCUUAAAUUUUCAAAAGAAUCUCCAGAAAAAGAGUAUGGCAAAAUUGACAAACAAAAAUCUAUUCGUCCAGAGACAGAAAAAAAACAUUUGUAUAAAAUAUGUCAUUUUAAUAAAUCCCAGAGAAAAUAUUGAAAAGAUAAAAUAAAAUAAAAAUCAUAAAAGCUUAAAAAUGAUUUUUUGGCAACAAGAGAUAAUAAGUAAUGCCUAUGAAAAAGGAACAAAAACUAUAAAAUUCAAAUUUCAUAUCCAUUCUUUUCCUCAAAAUACGUAAGAGAGAAUUCUUUUUGAAAUUCCUAUUGACAAUCUCGAUUUUUUGGGAGUUGCGCUAGUUAGAAAGUUUGGAAAAAAAUAGUACAUCAUUAUUUUGUCAGACAAAGCAAAUUAACAAAAAUGAAUUCCCAUCGUAGUGAUUGAUGAAAAAACAUUUUAAAUACGUAAUUUUGUCCAGGGUAGAUUUUAAUAUUCAAACAAGAGAAUUAAAUAUUCUGAAAAAGAAAUAGAUAGAUAACUCGGUCGUCAAAAGGACAAUUUUAGCUCCUUUCUGUACAUUUUCGCUUAUUUGCUAUUUAUUUAUAAAAGAAAUAUAUAUACAUAUAUCAUUCGCCCGAAUUUAGAAACCGAGAACAAGCUAUAAAACGAAUUUACAUACUAUAAUUUCAAUUGAGUACUUACAAGAAAUCUUUACUAUUUUCUUUGCGAAUUAAAGAGUGAGAAUUCUAUUUUAUUUUCUAGCUCAGUGCUUCAGGAAAUAAUUGUCGUGUUUCUUUGAUAUUUUUUAUCUGCUUUUAUCUCCAUUUUAAUUGCCAUACCAGAGAACAUAGUUGAAGUAAAAAAAAGGAAUCCAUAACAUGAAUCACAAUAGCAUCUUACUCAUAAUUAUUAUUGUAAUAAUAAUUGAAUAUAUUAAAAAGUUUAAUUAAAAUAAACGCUUUGCUUAUUCCUAACAAGAUAAUAAUUAAUAACUUAAGUGUAUAAAAAAUGAGCUAUUUCUUGCCACAAUAGGAAUUAUAAAUAAAAAAAAGAGAAAAAAAUAGAAGGAAAACGUAAACAAUUUAAACGAUAUUGAAAUGAAAAAUCUUCAUCACAUCUAAACUAUCCAUAAAUGAUGAUAAUAUUCAUUAGAGCAACGUGUUUACAAUAAACUAAAUAUACGUAAAAAAUAUAGAAAUAUAUACAUAUUGUGUAAAUAUGUAUGUUUUUUCAACAUUUUCACUCACUUGUGUCAUUUUUUUUUACAUGGUUGUUGAAUAUCAAAAAGAGAUAAAACACACAAAAACAGCGAAAGGAAAAGUAAAUUUCUCCUUUUGAAUUUUCUUUUAUUUGAAAAUUUUUAUCUGUGAUAAGAUUAUGUUAAUGAUUAUUUCUUCGGUUUGUCGCUUGAACAGUUUUUAUAGUCUUUUCUAAAAGGUCUUUUUUUCUGGUAGCGUCUUCUUAACAAUUUUUAUGUUAGCAGCGUGUCAAAUGCGAUUUUAAGUUUUCUUUGUUUUUCUUUUUUAGAUUUCAUUUGUUCUAAUAGAUUUUUUGUUAUUUAUUUUCUGAAUUUAAAAGAAGGUUACAAGGCUUACGGAUUAAGUGAAAGAUUAUCUCAAAAAGAAAAGAAUGUGAAACUCUCUGUAUCCGAAUUAAAAUAAUUGUAUUUAGUGAGAAGAGUUGAAGUAAAAAAAAAACAGAGAUAAAAAACAUGACCUAAAGUAUAUAUAUAUUGAGAAAGAAUAUAUAAAAUUAAAUGAAAUGAUAUACAUUAUAAAUGUAAUUGACAUAAUUUUACUUUGACACCAACAAUUUUUUAUAUCUCAAGUAUAAAAUAUCGAUAAAUUUGUGAAAGGUGGGGAAGAAAGAAAAUUGUGUCUGAAAUGUCACAAUGAAUUUAUCGAUUGAAGAAAUAUCUCGCCCAUAAUUUAGUGGUAAAAAAGAAAAGAGAAAAGGAAGAAAAUCCAGAAUGAAGCCCACAGAUUAAUAAUUAUAUUAGAAAAAAAUAUUCUUAAUAAAAACAAUGAGAGAAAAGUAAACUAAAAGUACUCUUAUAGUGUAAUAAAAAAUGAAUUAGAAAGUAAUAGGUAAGGCUUAACAAUUAUGUAACAACCUGUAUAAUAUACAGAGACGAAAUACAAAUAAAAAUAACAAUUUCGAGA